Messenger RNA from Leptosomus discolor (cuckoo roller), 1717 nucleotides. RefSeq names its product OMA1 zinc metallopeptidase (gene OMA1). Gene Ontology annotation, molecular function: metalloendopeptidase activity. Gene Ontology annotation, cellular component: mitochondrial inner membrane. Lineage: Eukaryota; Metazoa; Chordata; Aves; Leptosomiformes; Leptosomidae. The record is from RefSeq and is a predicted model, not a curated record. Gene Ontology annotation, biological process: protein quality control for misfolded or incompletely synthesized proteins; mitochondrial protein processing.
AUGAAUAUCAUCAGUGGUCUAAAGUUGCCGAGCAGGAGCUGUACUUUCUUUCGUUUGACUUCUUUGACCAAGCCAGGGAAGCACAAUAAUCUCUAUAGGUCUUAUGCAGGGUAUUGCCAAACUCAAGUCAGUUGUGCACGAGAUAGAUGCCAAAGACUACAUUUGAGUGGAAGCAACAGAAACUAUUUUUUGACUAGAAGCCCUGACUCCUAUAGAAACUUUGUCAGUAAAGGACUGAGGUGUCUUUUGAAUGUCCCAGAUACGGAAGUGUACAACAAUGCACAUCACAGUUCAGGAAGGUUUUGCUUCCAGUCUUCACAGCCAUUGGGGGAGAAGAUCACAUCCUUCCAGAGCAGUUCUCUAAGGCAACUCCUACAUCAUUUUUCUGCUUGGAACAUUCAGAUCAUCAGGUCUUUUAGCACAUCACCAUUGUUUCAGGCUGCACCAGUUCCUCUUUUCUGGAUUAUUGUUAAGCCAGCUCAGAAACUAUUUGCUAUCAUUCUUGGCAGGAGCAUAAGAAAUUGGUGGAAGGCGCUUCCUCCUAAUAAACGGGAACUUUUUAAAGAAAGUGCAAGAAAAAAUAAAUGGAAGAUACUCUUGGGUGUCAGUAGCUUAGGAGUUUUAUUUGUCAUGUUUUAUUUUACUCACUUGGAGGAGACACCCAUCACUGGGCGCGCUCGACUGUUGGUGUUUGGAAAAGAGCACUUUAGGGAGCUGUCACAGAUGGAAUAUGAUAUGUGGAUGGAGGAAUUCAAAAGUAAAAUGUUACCUGAGACAGAUGCACGCUAUCAGGUUGUGGAGAGAGUUGUUGGUCAUUUAUCUGAAAGUAAUAAGGAAAUCCCACAGGUCUCAGCUCUCAAGUGGGUUAUCCAUGUGGUAGACGAACCGGAUGUAAAUGCUUUUGUGCUUCCAAAUGGUCAAGUCUUUGUUUUCACUGGAUUGCUAAAUGCAGUUUCUGAUAUUCAUCAGCUGUCUUUUAUUUUGGGGCACGAAAUAGCUCACGCUGUGCUGGAACAUGCCGCAGAGAAAGCCAGCCUGGUUCACUUCUUGGAUUUUCUGUCACUCAUCUUUCUCACUGUCAUUUGGGCCAUCUGUCCCCGUGAUAGUUUGGCAGUUGUUGGCCAGUGGAUUCAGAGCAAGUUGCAGGAGUUUAUGUUUGAUAGACCGUAUAGCAGAACAUUGGAGGCUGAAGCUGAUAAAGUGGGACUUCAGUUUGCAGCAAAGGCUUGUGUGGAUGUAAGAGCAAGCAGUGUAUUUUGGCAACAAAUGGAAUUAGCAGAAACCAUUCAAGGGCAGCCCAAGUUACCAGAGUGGCUCUCUACACACCCUUCUCACGAAAAUAGAGCUGAGCACUUAGACCGGCUUAUCCCAGAGGCUCUUAAAAUAAGAGAGAGCUGCAAUUGCCCAUCUCUUUCUGGACCAGAUCCUCGCCUCAUUUUCAAACUUAACAUGCAACAUCUCCUGGAAUCGUCUAAAGAUCAAGAAACCCCAAAUUCUGCAAAGCGAGAUCUCUCAGAACCAAAACUGGAUUUUCCUCGCGCUCAGAAAGUGGAAGAUAUGCCAGUAACUUUUGCAGUUAAACCUACAGGCUAAUGAUAAUCAUUUCCACCUUUUAUGAAACUUGUGGUUCGUGAAGGUCUGUCUUACAAUGCAAAUUUGUCUUUGAACCAUAAAGAAGAUGUAGCCAGUCAUAUCCUGUUUCUUUUAUGUGAUCUCU